AUGGCUCUUCUUUACCUUGCUGCUGGCCUCCUCGCCGUUGCUGCUCCGACGUCAGCGUGGACUAUUGAUGUGCCGGCGUCGGCACCGACAAAUGCAAGCGCUCAGCUGAUUGAUGCACCAGUGGGCCUUUCUCUGGAGUUUUUCACAUUUCCGGCUUACAUGAACGAUGUCGAUGCAACCAAAACCUGCCUUCAGAACCUCAAGGAACUGACCGGGACCUGGCCACCACUGCGAAUUGGCGGCACCACACAAGAUCGUGCGACGUAUGAUGCGUCUUCCAGCAGCGCGGUCACCUAUACAGUAUCCGAUCCAGCAGAUGCACCGUCAUCACUUACAUUUGGCCCGCCAUUCAUGUCCCUGGCUGCCAGCUACGGCGGCCAGGUUAUUGUGGGUCUUAAUCGCCGUCUGAACAAUCAGUCCAAUACGAUUGCCGCAGCGGCUCUGGCCAAAGAUACAAUCAACAAUCUCUAUGCCAUAGAGCUUGGAAAUGAACCAAAUUUCUUUUCCGACAGCGACCCCAUUGCAGACGGCGCGUCAUGGGACGCUGCAGCCGACUACAAAUCCCAGGUAGCUUGGCAGGAUGCAGUUUGCCAGAAUCUGUCCGCAUCAGGUCUCAUUUCCGCGGGUGUCUACUUUGGCACCUCGCCGAUGAGUAUCACCGGCUUAUCCUCUGUUGAGGGUGAAGCCAACGACCUUGUCAAGGACUACUGCUCGCACAAUUAUCCCCAGUCGCCAAGCACUGCCGAUUUGGCCGGUCUAAUGAGCCACAGUGGUAUUGCAUCGCAAAUCCAACCCUUUGCCUCCGAAGCUGCAGCUGCAGCUGCAAAAGGCAAAGCUCACAUUUUUGGAGAAACUAACUCUGCGACUCAGGGGGGCGGGGGGAUUAGCCCAACAUACGGUGCUGGUCUUUGGAUCCUAGACUACGUGAUGCAAACUCUUCUUUUAGGCACACAGGCUCUUUACUUCCACCAGGGCACCAUAGGUAACUGCCCAUACUGCUGGUGGGGUCGCUACAAUAUGGGCGCACCCUAUUAUGGCGCCUAUUUUGCGACGAUGGCUCUGGCCAAUGCAGACCAGAUCGCUCCUCUAGACGACCAGACAACCCCGUACGCCGCAUACGCAAUCUACCAAGACGGCGCUCCGUCUAGGAUACUUUUGUACAAUUCAGAUUACUAUACCAAUGGCACACGCCCGUCGCAGUCCUUCACGCUGAACGGACUAACCUCCUCUAGCGUCACCGCAAAGCGGCUAACCGCACCCUAUUCUACGUCUCGAGUUGAUCAGGGCCAGGUUCCUACUGUUGCAGGCCAGACAUUUGCAAACGGAACCUGCGUGAUCCAGGGUGAUGAAGUCAUAGAAACAAGUACCGUGUCUUCCGGUUCAGCCACAUUUACAGUCGGCGCCUCAGAGGCUUUACUUAUCUAUCUCUAA
Aspergillus pseudonomiae is the source of this 1431-nucleotide messenger RNA. RefSeq names its product glycosyl hydrolase family 79 C-terminal domain-containing protein. The transcript has 7 exons. NCBI's taxonomy places the organism in Eukaryota, Fungi, Ascomycota, Eurotiomycetes, Eurotiales, Aspergillaceae. Bases 1 to 1431 code for a protein of 476 amino acids. The record is from RefSeq and is a predicted model, not a curated record.